UAAGGAUACCGCCCUUAGUGCGAUGUAAACUAAGAAUGCGAUUACAUGGAGUGCGGUAUGUGAUUCGCGGUUCCCUAGUUGUCUAGUUAGUUACUAUUAGUUACUGUACCGCGUACCGCGUUCUAUAUAUAAUUGUACCCUAAGACAUUAACUUUUUUCGUGGGACAGAUCGUUGCAUCUAUCUGACAGAUUGUUUUGUUGUUUCGAUGAAACUAUUGGAAGAGUAUAAAGUGACAGAUUCUACUCGGUUUCUGCUAUGAAAUUAUGUUGACACUGUUGAUAGAUCUGUAACCUGCAGGCAAACUGCUAGCAUUUGCUCAUGUUUUAUGUAUAUCGUAUUUAUUAAUUAUUAUAAAUUUUCUAUAUACAAAUUACAGAUUUACAGAUAUAGAUUAAAGUUAAUGAUGAAGAAAAUAAGUGAGCAAGUAGACUCAUCAAGUUCCGAAGAUGAAAAAUUUACAAAUAUUUUGAAGGAAGCAAUUGAUGAGCAAUUUUUAAACAAUAAUCUGUAUAGCAUAGAAAAAGCCAAAACUAUUUCUCCGUCUGAAGCAAAGACUGACGAACUAGAAGGAAGUCAUUUCUUAAAAAUAAGUUCAAAACAAACAGAUGAAUUUACAAAUUUUGGUGUUACUGCCACAUUUCAAAGUUUUAUCGCCAAAAAACUAGAUGAAAUUUUGGAGCGAACCAUAGAGAUGGAAAGCAGUGAAGUUCCUAAUUAUUAUAAUGAACAGAAAUGGAAAAAGGACAAAAGCUUUGGAAUAAAACUUUUAAGUACAUCAAAAAAUUUGUUAACUAUUGCAAAAAUUAAAGAGGAAUGUAUGAAGCAUAAAAAAAAAUCCAAAAGAAAUAGACAGACUGUAGAGGAUGAUGAGACCUCGUCAAGAUUCCAAGAAGCUGUUAUUGACCCAGAAUAUAUAUUAAACAAAUUAGAUUUGGAAGCUUGGGUUAAUAAACGCCCAGAAUCAGAAUUUAAGUAUAAAAGAUUAAAAAAUGGUGCUUUAAUCGAAAUGUAG
Messenger RNA from Trachymyrmex septentrionalis, 1013 nucleotides. RefSeq lists its product as uncharacterized. The transcript is spliced from 3 exons. NCBI's taxonomy places the organism in Eukaryota, Metazoa, Arthropoda, Insecta, Hymenoptera, Formicidae. The coding region runs from base 327 to 1013 and encodes 228 amino acids. Gene Ontology annotation, biological process: Wnt signaling pathway. The record is from RefSeq and is a predicted model, not a curated record.